Molecule: messenger RNA, 615 nt
Organism: Paramecium sonneborni
Lineage: Eukaryota; Ciliophora; Oligohymenophorea; Peniculida; Parameciidae
Source: the annotation of a GenBank genome assembly
AUGAAUUCAAAACAUCCUGUUGAAUUAUUGAAGAAAAAGAUCGAUCCUGAAGCCAUUAUGUAUAAGUUUAGAUGGAGUAAUAACUCAGUAUCAAUUGAACCCAUGACAUAAUUAACUCCAGAAAUGUUGGUUUUAGUUCAUGAUUAUGAAUUAAAACAAUUAGGGCAUGACCCUUAAGAACCUAAACCAUAAAAACAUAUAAAAUAGGAUACUUAAACUAUAGUUUAAAAUAACAAUGGAAAAAAACCUGAAGAACAAAAAAAAGAAAAAAGAUCAAAUGAUAAAACAGAUAAAACUGAUAAAACAGAAAAAAUUGUUGAGAAGACAUAAGAAAAACAUACAGAAAAAUAAAAACAAUAAUAAUAAUAAAAAGAUCUUGAUAAUGUAAUUAAUACCAAUACAGGAAAUGGUCCACAUAAACCAAGAAAGAGCAAACCAUGCUAAGUGAAAUAAGUUAGACAUGAUAAUGGAAGAGUAGAUUUUUUGGUAUGUUUUGAAGAUUCAGCUGAUUAAAAGUGGAUCUCAUUAGAUGAAAUGAAAGAAAAGUCUCCAGUUGCUGUUUGCGAGUUUUUAUUAGGAAAAGUAAAAUAUGGAGGGACAAUGAACAAAAAAUGA